Molecule: messenger RNA, 1999 nt
Organism: Erigeron canadensis
Lineage: Eukaryota; Viridiplantae; Streptophyta; Magnoliopsida; Asterales; Asteraceae
Product: GATA transcription factor 26
Exons: 8
Coding region: 81-1673 (530 amino acids)
Biological process (GO): regulation of DNA-templated transcription
Molecular function (GO): sequence-specific DNA binding; zinc ion binding
Source: RefSeq, a predicted model, not a curated record
UAAAAAUAUCAGUUCAUUUGCUUCUUAUUUGUUUUUUUACAUUUGUUACUAUAAAACUUGAAAAAAGUAAAAAAGAAGACAUGGGUAAACAGGGACCUUGCUAUCAUUGUGGUGUUACAAGCACCCCCCUUUGGAGAAACGGGCCUCCAGAUAAGCCUGUAUUGUGCAAUGCAUGCGGUUCGCGUUGGAGAACUAAAGGAACUCUUGUUAACUACACCCCCCUUCAUCUUAGAUCAGAACCAGAUGAGUUUGAGGAUCGUCGUGUGAGAGCAAUAUAUAUUAAGAACAAAGAGGCAAGAUUACUAAAAAGAAAAGACAUCUAUGAUAAUGUUGUAGGUGGUAGCAGCGGUUUGCUGCUUGGAAGCAGUGGUGGUGGUGGGCUUGCUCCUAGCCACCACCACCACAGUCUUUUUAAGGGGCUUGAUGAAGAUACAAGCAACAGGUCAAGUUCUGGCUCUGCAAUCUCUAAUUCUGAUAGCUGUAUGCAACUUGGCAGUGCAGAUGCCAGUGAUUUAACAGGCCCAUCCCAGUCAUCUGUGGUGUGGGAUACAAUGGUCCCUUCAAGAAAGAGAACAUGCUUUAACAAACCAAAACAAUCGUCGGUCGAGAAGCUUGCUAAAGAUUUGUAUACAAUCCUACAUGAACAACAAUCUUAUUUUUCGGGAUCAUCUGAGGAGGAUUUAAUAUUUGAAAGUGACAAACCAAUGGUUUCUGUUGAGAUAGGACAUGGGAGUGUGCUUAUUCGUCAUCCAAACCCAGCCACCCGGGAAGAGGAAUCUGAAGCUAGUUCUCUUACUGUCGAUACCAAAAACGAAGCUUAUUCAUGGUGCACUAGUUUUCCUGGAUAUGAUGCUAAGCAAAGUGGAAUCACUUCAAACCGGGUGACUGCAAAGUCCCAAGUGCUCUUGGAUCAGGACCAAUACAGUAGGGAUAAUGACGAAAAUUUACCAAUACUUGAGAGUCAUAAUUCACCAUUAUGCAAAAUAGAUCUUAAAGAUAUUAUCAACUUUGAGGUGUUUAAGAGUCAAAUGACAAAUGAUGAAAAGCAGCAGUUGGUUAAGUUUUUACCUUCUAUCGAUAGCGUUCAUCUGCCAGAUAGCCUCAAAAGCAUGUUCGACAGUCCUCAACUCAAGGAGAACCUAUUUUCCUUCCAAAAACUUCUUGCAGAAGGAAAUUUUGAUCUCUCUGCACCCGAAAUGAAAAGUGAAGGCUGUAGAACAUUAAAGAAGCUUGCUCUUGGUAAUAUGACAAAAUGCAAGUGGGUGGAACAAUGCAAUCUGCUUCAGGAUGCAAAGUGCAAAAUAGAUAAAGGUUAUGUAGCUUCUGGAGCUCUUAAUGCUGUAGCAUCUAGCUGUCCGGUGAAUUUACAAAGAUCAAAUCAGUUUCAUUCUUUUCCAGGAUUAAAGAACACAUGCAAGGGUCCUAAGGGCACAUUUAAGAAAGCAAGCUAUGAACAUAAGGAGAUUGUUGAUAAUGAUGCCAAUGGAUUCAGCCCAAGAAGCUUGUUUUCCUUGCCUACUGAUAAUCGGUCCCAUAUGCUUGAUUAUUUAAAAUAUGCAGAUGAAAGUUCUGAUCAGGAUCUUUUGCUCGAUGUGCCAUCAAACACAUCCUUCCCGCAGGCAGAACUUCUCACAACUUCAUGUUGUGUUGGCCAAGGCAGUCGAAAUUUCUAAGGUUAUGUAGAUGACUCUUCUACUAUGUACCCUCCAAAUCUGUUGACUUUCUUGGUUAUCUAGGCAAGUUUGCUACUUUGUGCUUCAGAUGUCACAUUGCAAAACAUCAUGAAUUGGGUUUGUAGCAUUUUGCAUCACAAAUAUAGCUUGCGAACUAAGCUUUGUUGGGUUUUUUUGUUUUUAAUUUUUUUAGAGGUCAACAGCUCGGGAUACAAAUAUGAUAGUUUAUUUUUGUAUAGGUUGACAAAAAGAUUGUAUUAUAAGAAGUUACAAAAAUGCAAGAGUUGUCUACUACUAAUGCAUUGUUGAUUUUGUAAAUUAGAGCA